ACACUGCAAUUUCGGAGAUUAGGGUUUGCGAAAAAGUUAAAACGACGACGUUCUCUCGUUCUCCCACGUUCCCGCUCUUGAGAAUUCAAAUCGUGAUAUUCGGAUUUCAUGAACCAAUUUGCUUGGACUUGUAAACCCUUUUUCCGGAUUUGUGCAUGAACUCUUAUUAGAUUUGUGGGUCAGUUGAGAAAUCAGUGUUGAUCUGUGAAGUAGUUGCGAGUUGCAAUUGUGGGUCAGUUGCUGGGCUUGGACGAUGGCAAUGGCGACUCUGCGUCAAGCGCGAUGGCUAUCUCACACAUGCAUCGCGGUUAGUAGACGAACGUCCAUUGAUUCUUUGCAUCGGGUGCAGCCGAUGCAGCUGCUCCACAGUGGGGUCGUUGCUUCUUCUUCGAUUGUGUGCCCACCUGCUACUGCUGCUGUGUAUGAAACCCUAGGCUCUCCCGAUCAGGUCCUCAGGUUGGUUCAAAUGGAUGGUCGUGAAUUAGAAGAUGGAGAAGUGUGUGUUAAGAUGCUGGCUGCCCCAAUCAAUCCAUCUGACAUCAACCGAAUCGAAGGGACCUAUCCGAUGAGGCCUACAGUUCCAGCAGUGGGAGGUACUGAAGGUGUCGGAGUUGUCGUGGCUGUAACGCCUGGAGUGCGGAACCUGACGAUUGACGAUUGGGUCAUUCCCUCUCAUCCUCACCUGGGCACAUGGGCGACUCACAUAGCGAAGGAGGAGGGUGCAUGGUGUAAAGUGGGUCAAGAUGUACCUUUGGAGUAUGCAGCAACUAUCUCUGUUAAUCCUUGCACUGCAUUGCGCAUGCUGACGGACUUCGUAGACCUGGAAGCUGGGGAUGUCGUUGUUCAGAACGGGGCAACGAGUAUGGUGGGCCAGUGUGUCAUUCAGCUAGCUCACCUGCGUAAAAUACAGACUGUUAAUCUCGUUCGUGAUAGGUCGGGUGUUGAUGAGGUGAAAGCAAGACUCUCAAGUCUUGGUGCUGAACACGUGUUUACCGAGGAAGAAUUGGGCAAACUGGACAUGAAAAAUUUCUUGAAGGAGAUAGGGGCAGGAGCAAAACUUGGUCUUAAUUGUGUAGGCGGAUCUACUGCAACUGCUGUCAUGAAGCUAUUGGGAGAAGGGGGUACUUUGGUUACAUAUGGUGGAAUGUCUAAAAAGCCCAUCAAACUUGCCACGGGGCCUCUAAUUUUCAAGGAUAUUCAACUACGAGGAUUCUGGCUCGGGAAGUGGAAAACGAAACAUUCUAAUGAAGACUUUGCGGCUAUGACUAAAUACCUUCUUGAGCUUGUUCGAGAUGACAAGCUGCGCUAUAUAACUGAGAAGGUUCCAUUUGAAGACUUCAACCAUGCACUUGAUAAGGCCAUGGGCAAACAUGGGAGCGCACCCAAACAGGUUCUUGUGUUUAAGUAGUGAAUCCUUGCACACAGUUGUUAUUGAUAUACAUGAAUGCCUUCUUGGACAUUUAAGUUGCAAAACUUCGAUACACUUGUAAGGUUAGUCUCAGUGAUGGAAGCUUAGUGGAAGAUUAUGAAAAAAAUAAUCAAAUAAAGAUAGUUCUUUCUUUAAUUUGCAAGCAUGUUUUUGUUUGAUGAUGAAAUCACUCAAAAUUUAUAAAUAAAGAAAAUGUUAUAUUGGUUAAUACAUGGCUUUUCAUAACAAAGAUAAACUCGAAGUAUUGUGGCAAUGUGUACAAGUGUCUUCCUUGCAGGUUGUCCCAAUAUACGAUCGUUCUACAAAUAGUUUUGCAACUGUGCUUGACCUGGAUUUGAGAUUCUGAAGUUGCAGAAAGGAAUGAGCUGGGAGAUUGAUGCAAUGAUGGAUUGUUGCGUACUGGAAACACCGUGGCAAAGUCAUGAAACAGAAAACCACUUUGCUCACAUUGUAACUUAAUGCCUAUUCAAGUUGUUCUACAAUUGAGAGACAUGCUGCUUCUUCUCUUGA
Molecule: messenger RNA, 1939 nt
Organism: Physcomitrium patens
Lineage: Eukaryota; Viridiplantae; Streptophyta; Bryopsida; Funariales; Funariaceae
Source: RefSeq, a predicted model, not a curated record